Messenger RNA from Conger conger (European conger), 6250 nucleotides. RefSeq names its product potassium voltage-gated channel subfamily H member 7-like. NCBI's taxonomy places the organism in Eukaryota, Metazoa, Chordata, Actinopteri, Anguilliformes, Congridae. Gene Ontology annotation, molecular function: inward rectifier potassium channel activity. The coding region runs from base 36 to 3518 and encodes 1160 amino acids. Gene Ontology annotation, biological process: potassium ion transmembrane transport; membrane repolarization during action potential. The transcript is spliced from 16 exons. Gene Ontology annotation, cellular component: membrane. The record is from RefSeq and is a predicted model, not a curated record.
CGUGUUACUACUAUAACAGAGGAUAUUUUUCAACCAUGCCUGUUCGGAGAGGUCACGUUGCUCCACAAAAUACAUUUCUCGGCAUCAUAAUACGGAAAUUCGAAGGACAAAAUAAGAAGUUUGUAAUAGCCAAUGCUAGAGUCCAGAACUGUGGAAUCAUCUACUGCAACGAUGCCUUCUGCGAGAUGACGGGGUUCUCCAGAGCAGACGUCAUGCAGAAGCCGUGUACCUGUGACUUUCUCCAUGGCCAGCACACCAAACGGCACUCUAUCUCCCAGGUUGCCCAGGCCCUGCUGGGCUCUGAGGAACGAAAGGUGGAAAUCACAUACCACCGCAAAGAUGGGUCCGACUUUCUGUGCAACACUCACAUAAUCCCGGUGAAGAACGAGGAAGGAGUGGUGAUGAUGUUCAUCCUAAACUUCGAUUACGUCCUGGAUGAAGGGUGCAGCGACUCCUUGGAGAAGCUUAGCCACACGUCUUCUGCCAAAUCCAGCCACAGGAAAGGCCUGCUCUUCCGGCUUCGCCUGCCCCUCCUGAGUCUCCUGGGCUCCAGCAAGCAGUCGCUCCCGCAGGAGGACCCCGACGCUGUCAUGGUGGACUCCCCCAGGCGCAGCGACGAAUCCUUCCCCGCGCAGAGCUACAAGUCCCCCGCCAAGGAGAGCUGCGGCCCAUCGGGCACCGACGACACGCGGGCCCUCAUCGGCCGCCGGUGCCCCGCGCCCGGCAACACGUCGGGGCCCCUGGACCACUCCUCGCCCAAGCGGCCCUGGGGCAGGCUGCUCCCUGAACAGAGGAUGUCCACCACCUGCCUGGCCCACACUGUCUCCCGCGACAGCGUUUCCGCCCUGAGGCGAGCGUCCUCCGUGCAGGACAUCGAGGCCUUCAGCACCAACGCAAAGAGCGUCUUCAGAGACCGCCACGCCAGCGAAGGCCCGUUCAACCAUUUAAAAUCCAGCUUGCUGGGAUCCACCUCAGACUCCAACCUCAACAAGUACAGCACCAUCAACAAGAUCCCUCUGAUCACACUCAACUUCUCUGAGGCCAACGAUAAGAAGACGGCCUCCCCGCCCUCCUCCGAGAAAACUAUCAUCGCACCGAAGGUCAAAGACAGGGCACACAACGUCACGGAGAAGGUCACGCAGGUGCUGUCACUGGGAGCAGAUGUUCUGCCCGAAUACAAGCUCCAGACUCCGGGGAUCAACAAAUUCACCAUCCUCCAUUACAGCCCGUUCAAGGCGGUGUGGGACUGGCUGAUCCUGUUGCUGGUCAUCUACACGGCAAUUUUGACUCCCUACUCGGCCGCCUUCCUGCUCAACGACCGCGAGGAGCAGAAUAGGCAUGAGUGCGGCUACUCCUGCAACCCCCUGGACAUGGUGGACCUGAUCGUGGACAUCAUGUUCAUCAUCGACAUCCUCAUCAACUUCCGCACCACCUACGUCAACGCCAACGAGGAGGUGGUGAGCCACCCGGCCAGGAUCGCCAUCCACUACUUCAAAGGCUGGUUCCUCAUCGACAUGGUUGCCGCCAUCCCCUUCGACCUGCUCAUUUUUGGAUCGGGAUCUGAUGAAACCACCACUCUGAUUGGGCUGUUGAAGACGGCCAGGCUCCUGCGCUUGGUCCGGGUUGCUCGGAAACUGGACCGUUACUCGGAGUAUGGCGCAGCGGUGCUAAUGCUGCUAAUGUGCAUCUUCGCUCUCAUCGCCCACUGGCUGGCCUGCAUCUGGUAUGCCAUCGGCAAUGUGGAGAGGCCUUUUCUGGAGCACAAGAUCGGCUGGCUCGAUAACCUGGGGGUGUCCAUCGGGAAACGGUACAACUACAGCGACCUCAAGUCCGGCCCCUCUAUCAAGGACAAAUACGUCACCGCCCUCUACUUCACCUUCAGCAGCCUCACCAGUGUGGGGUUCGGCAACGUCUCGCCCAACACCAACUCUGAGAAGAUCUUCUCCAUCUGCGUCAUGUUGAUCGGCUCCCUCAUGUACGCCAGCAUCUUCGGGAACGUGUCGGCCAUCAUCCAGAGGCUGUACUCGGGCACGGCUCGCUACCACAUGCAGAUGCUGCGGGUGAAGGAGUUCAUCCGCUUCCACCAGAUCCCCAACCCGCUGCGGCAGCGCCUGGAGGAGUACUUCCAGCACUCCUGGACCUACACCAACGGCAUCGACAUGAACACGGAGGUCUUAAAGGGUUUCCCGGAGUGCCUACAGGCAGAUAUCUGCCUCCACCUUAACCAGACCCUGCUGGAGCAUUGCAAAGCCUUCCGUGGUGCGACCAAGGGCUGUCUGCGUGCUCUGGCCAUCCGCUUCAAAACCACCCAUGCCCCGCCCGGAGACACGCUGGUGCACAGCGGGGACGUCCUCACCGCACUCUACUUCCUGUCCCGAGGGUCCAUCGAGAUCCUGAAGGACGACAUCGUGGUGGCAAUUUUGGGGAAGAACGACAUCUUUGGGGAAAUGAUCCACCUCUACGCUAAGCCGGGGAAGUCUAAAGCUGAUGUCAGAGCAUUGAGUUACUGUGACCUGCACACGAUUCAGAGGGAAGAGCUCUUGGAAGUGUUGGACAUGUAUCCUGAGUUUGCAGACUGCUUCUUGACUAACCUGGAGCUGACAUUCAACUUAAGAGAAGAGGAUGAAAAGACAAACUAUUCCCAAACCAGUGAUUCAGAUGAGGAAGACAUAAGCAGAAGAAAGAUUUCCCUCAAACGGAAAUCAUGCAAUGGGAGGAGUAACAAGGCCACAGAGAGUGACACGGAGAAAGACCGGAGAGAGUCAGAAGACAAUAAACACCCGCUGGAGGUGGAGAGGCUCCUGAGCUCAGAGAUCCUGGGAUACCCCUCCCCGCAGGACCCUCCGUUGGGACUGGACUUCGAUGAGACCCAGACCCGGAACAGCCUGGGGAGGAGCCCAUCCAGGGAUCUCUGCGGCGAGGAAUGGGCCAAUGAGAAGCCAGGGAGGUACCUGGACGAGGCGGUGCAGUCGCAGAUCAUGAAGGCCGUGGAUGAGAUGGAAAGCGAAACCACGUACGGGGAGGUGGAGCAGCGCUUGGACCUUCUGCAGGAGCACCUGAACAGGUUGGAGUCGCAGAUGACCUCUGACAUCCAGACCAUCCUCCAGCUCCUGCACAGGCAGUUGGCCCACGGGCCCCCCACCUACAGCAUGGUGACGGCCAGCCCCGAGUACCAGAGGCCCUGCCUGCCUGCGGUCCCCACCAGCGGGACCGAGCAGAGCUUCAGCUCCGGAUCUGCGCAGAGCAAUGAAUUCCUGGACCUACAAAAGCCCCAGCAGAAAUCCAAAGAAUCCCCGUCGGGUAUGGAAACGAACUCAGAGGACCAUGUAGCAACUCUGCUAGGAGACGUGGAGCCGCACCACAGACAAAAGCAGAACCAGAGCGCUUUUCUGCAUCAGCAACGGCCAAAAUCCCUUCAGCUUCCGAGUCCGAACCCUUCCGUUCCGGGCUCCCUCAGUAACGUAGGAAUGUUGGGCCUGCAGAGGCAGGCCUCAGAUCCCGGUCUUCCCUGGAAGUAGGCGUCACCUGUGGCUGUCUGUUUGCCAGCCGGAUCGGCUGCGUUGUACGUCCCUCUGAAGCUUGACUCAGGGUCUAGAAGGAUUAUGCCUGCCAUAUGCAAGGAAUACUGUAGAUCAUUUUACUACGUUUUCAUAAUGUAUGUAAAACAUACAGUGCUCUGGAAUGUUUGAACAAAGGCAUUUAUUUCCUUGAUUGGCUCUCUACUGCAUCAUUUUAGAUUUGUAAUCAAACAAUUCACCCACGGUUAAAGUGCAGACUCUAAGCUGUUCUGUGAAAGUAAAGGAAGCUAUUAUGCGAAGCUAUUAGCGUACAGAGCCAAAUCAAGAAAAACAUGCCUUUGUCCCAAUUGUUAUGUAGGGUACUGCACCAAAUUGUGUAAAUGUUGCAGGUUUUACACUUCCCUCAACAAAAGGCACCUUAAAUGUUUGUUCCAGAAGAGAAAUGCAUGUUGGGAUGGGUGUUCUUCUGCAUGUUAAAACGGCUCAUUUCACUGGUAUUCAAUCGAUCCUGCUGUAGGCAUGUUUUUAGUAUCAAAUCUACAGGACAAAGCUUACUUGAACCAAACUCUGCCACAGGCACAUUAGUAUAUUCUCAUAUUGAAAUAUGUUAGCAUUUUCUGUAACCUCGUAUUUGGGGGAAAAAAGUUGAUAUCCAUUUGGGAAUAUAAAUGUAAUUGUAUAUAAUCACCAUAUUUAUCCUAGUAAUAUGCUCAAAAGCCAGAUGCAAUACUGUGCCUACAACUGGACAAAUAUUUCAGAUAAUCAAUUUCACUCAUUUUAAAUUAAUCACAAACAUAAACUUGUAUGCUGCGUACAUUCCAUAGAGUCAAUUAAGAAUCAAUUAAGUUUAGUAGAUGUUAAUGGGAAAGUUAUUUGAAAAUAUAUCCAAAGCAGUAAUAUUCAGCUACAUCAUUUGAAACGACAGCACAAAGUUCAUAUUAUUGCUGGGGCCACAAAUUUAGUGUGCAACAAUUUAACGUUCACUAAAAUCAAUCAGCGUUUGUUGGAAUUCCAAAUCCAUUUUACCCAGAACAAACAAAAGAAAGAAUUUGUGGGAAACAUUGUAAAAAAAACAACAAAAAACUUUUUAAAUGGUAUUUUUGGACAUUAUAUUUAUAACGAUACUUAUUCACUAAAACUACUGCUUCUUGCAAAAUAAUCUUCUGAAACCUAAAUGGCAUUUUCUUUCCAUUAUUAAUGAUUCAUAUUUUUCAUGGUGUUGUAUGAUACAUCAUGCAACAUCAUUAAAUAUGCCUUGCCUUUGCCAGUGUCUUUUAUUUGUACUACAUCAAACUGGUAUAGAUGAAUCAUCCUAAAUCUACUACAUACUUUAGUCCAAAUAGGCUACAGGUAGGUGGGUAUUAAACACACAAACACAAGACAUGUAUGGCAAUAUAGAUUGUUGGCAACUGCAUAUGCAUUUGUCCUUGGGCUUUACUCCGUACAGAAGGGCCUUUUGUAAUCUGAGCCCAAGGGCUGGUAACUGUGUACAGUUCAUAAAAACCGGUUGCAAGUCGCAUAUGACAUUUGCAAUUCAAGGGCAAUUCUAAAAUACUCUUCUACAAAUGAACUACAGGUGUAUGUGUUUGGUCUGAACAUUCUCUGAAAUUAGACAUUUUGCAAAUGGCACGUACAUACAAAAACAGCUUGGAAUAGGUUGUGCAGUGAUAGGUGUAUGCGUUUGGUCUGAACAUUCCCUGAAAUGAGACAUUUGACAAAUGGCAGGUACGCACAAAAACAGCUUGGAAUAGGUUGUGCGGUGAUAGGAAAAUGUACCAGAUGUGUGAGACGUUCAUUUUUACCAUGACUUUAAAGGGGCACUUCACCAAAAAAUUUCAUUGAGAGGUUCCCACUUACCCAGAGUAGUAUGUGUCCAGAUGGUUUCAGUGAAAUGUUGUGUUUUAUGAAUAUUUGCUGUAGUUUACCCUGGUGAAGCAGACCAUACAGGUCCUUCGUCUUGUGGCUUCAAAGCCCCACAAAUGCACUUUCCAAACGUAUUCCCACAGGUAAGCAGGAACACUCAGUUUAUUUUCUGCAAAGUUCCAUCAAAGGACAAACGGACCGCAUGGUCUGCUUUACCAGGGUAAACUACAACAAAUAUUCAGAAAGCACAACACAUUUCAUUGAAACUAUCCUGAUGGACAGAUACGACUCUGGGUAAGUAGAAACCUACCUUCAUUUUUUGGGGAACUGCCACCUUAAAUUUUUUGAAAAGAAGGGUCCGUGUUAAAAAUACUGUCUGAACUCCCCAGAGGAUAAACCCUAUGUGUAUUCACAUGUAAAGAUGUACAUAUCACUUGCUAAAGUAUUCUGAAAAUCCUAUUCACUUUUAGAGACUUACACAUUAGUUGGAUUCUGGUACAUGCACUUUCACUGCACCAAUUAAGCUAUAAUAUUUUAAUAAGCUUUGACGGUAAAUAUAUAACACUAGCUUAAUCUUAGCUGUUACAAGGCCUGGAGAGACCUCCAGGGGACUGUUUCUUACACGAUUAAUAGAAUUGCAAACUUUUGCACAUGGAUUUCAAACUUGUACUGUGGAGAUGUGUACAUUUUUAAUCGAAUGCGUGUCUGAAUUAUUUCUAUGCAUUUUUAAAGUUUGCCACUGUAUAUUUUAUAUUAAGCAACACUUUACAGUAGAUUUUAAUAUUUAUGUUCCAUAAUGUAAAUAAUCACUGCUGAUUUAGAUAAGAACUUGUGUGCAUCUGUAUAAAUAAAAUGCAUACCAAAAAUAA